UAAAGGGAGAGAGCGGAAAAUCCUAGAGAGGAGCGGAACUCUGCACUGGAGCACUUCCUCGACUGCCGUCCCCCCCCCUCCCCCAAGUCUUUGAUUUCUCUACCUGCAGUAGCGGCUCCAUCUAAGGAUCUGCUGUAUUACAGAACACAAUAGUGGAGGAAGAAGGAUCACCGGACUUUAGCCCCGCCUUUCUGAAUUACCAGCUGUUCCUCUAAAAGAGAAACUGACUGAAGAACAAGGAGAUCUUUGGAUAUUACUGGAAACUGUCUUGGAAUAGAGAACAAAGAUGAUAGAAGACGACCCAGCUAACCCCAGAGCAGUUAAAGAGCAUGAGUCUAGAAGCACUGAGGAAUUCUGGGAAAGGACUGAGCAGAAGAUUCCAGGAGAGGACACCACCAGUUCUAAAGUAGAGCGCCAGCACUUCAGGCAGUUCUGCUAUCGGGAGGCGGAGGGACCCCGAGAGGUUUGCAGCCGACUCCACAGCCUUUGUCGUCAGUGGCUAAAGCCAGAGACACACACAAAAGCUCAGAUGCUGGACCUGGUGAUCCUGGAGCAGUUCCUAAGUGUCCUGCCCCCAGAGAUGGAGAGCUGGGUGAGAGAAUGUGAAGCGGAAACCAGUUCCCAGGCGGUAGCCCUGGCAGAAGGUUUCCUCCUGAGCCAAGCAGAGGACAGGAGUCGAGAAGAGGAGCAGGGACAGAGGCCAUCAAAAGCAGACCCUGAUUUCUCUGAGGCAGAGAAGGCUCCGUCAGACACCAGACAGAAGCCGAUGUUCAGGUGGAUCGUGCAGGAGGGUGAUGGAAUGGCUACCUUGAUAAGCGGUGAAAUCCCACUGGCUCUUCAUUCCCGGCCUGCUCCUUUCUGUGGCAAAGCAGAGACAGCCUCUGUACAGCUGGACCAGGAUCUGGCAGACUUUGAGGAGGUGGCUGUGCAGUUCACGGAGGAGGAGUGGGCCUUGCUGGAUCCCAACCAAAGGGCUCUGCACAGAGAAGUCAUGGAGGAAACCUGCGGACAUCUGGCCUCUCUGGGUCAUGGAGGGGAGAGCGAGAAAAAGGAUGAGUGGCAGAGAUGGGGAAUAGAAACAAAACAUCAGUGGCUGAGGAGCGCCUCUUCCGAUCCCACUGGCUUUUAUGAAAUGCCAAUCCAAAAGGAUUGUAAAGGAAAGAGUACAUCACCGCCAUAUGCAGAAAUAUUAACUAGUAAGUCAAGCCUCAGCACACAUCAUAUAAUUUGUACCACUGAGAAAAAAUAUGAAUGCUUAGAGUGCAGAAAGUGCUACAGCUCUAGAUCAAAUCUCACUAUCCAUCAAAGAAUACACACAGGAGAAAAACCAUAUCAGUGCUCGGUCUGUGGAAAAAGAUUCAGCCAAAAUGCAAGCCUUGCUUGCCAUCAACGAAUCCACACUGGAGAGAAACCGUACACAUGCUUAGAAUGUGGCCAGACCUUCAUCAGCAGAACUCGACUUACUUUACAUCAAAGAAUACACACAGGAGAAAAACCAUAUAAGUGUUCAGUAUGUGGAAAAAGCUUCAGUGACGGUUCGACCCAUAUUACUCAUCUAAGAAUCCACACAGGGGAGAAACCACACCAAUGCUCAGAAUGUGGAAAGAGCUUCAGUGAUAGCUCAAGCCUUGCUUCCCAUCUAAGAAUCCACACAGGGGAGAAACCAUAUAAAUGUUCAGACUGCGGAAAGAGUUUCAGGAUUAGCUCACACCUUACUUCCCAUCAAAGAAUACACACGGGAGAGAAGCCGUAUCAGUGCUCAGAGUGUGGAAAGAGUUUCAGUGAUAGUUCAAGCCUUACUUACCAUAAACGAAUCCACACAGGGGAGAAACCAUAUCAAUGCUCAGUGUGUAAAAAAUGCUUCAGGCAGAGCUCAGACCUUAGUUCCCAUCAAAGAAUCCACACGGGAGAGAAACCAUAUGAAUGUUCAGUGUGUGGAAAGUCCUUCAGGAAGAGCUCCGGCCUUAGUUCCCAUCAAAGAAUCCACACCGGGGAGAAAGCAUUUGAAUGUAGAGUGUAGGAACAUCUUCAUCCUGAGACAAAACCUUAAGUAAUAUCGAAGAAUCCAUAUGUGAAUGACUGCUUUUAUACUCACUGAUUGGAAGCCCCUUGGCUAAGAAGUUCUCUGAGGGCUGGGGGCAACAGCAUUCUUUUGAAAGACUUGUGGCUAUGGCUGAAAAAUGUCCCUUAGCUUAUCAGGGGAUCAAGAAGCAGGGGAGUGGUUCCUCAGCAGAGGGCAGCUGGUGGUGGGCGACUUCAAUGUUCACUUUGGGACUGAAUUGUCAAGAGUAACUCGGGAGUUCAUAGUGGCCAUGACAACUAUGGGUCUUUCCCAAGUUGUCUCAGGUCCGACACAUGUUGCUGGUCACAUUCUCAAUUUGGUAUUUUGCUCUGCUAAGGGAGGUGUUCCGUAAUUGGGGACUCCUAUGAUUUCCCUAUUGUCAUGGAUAGACCACCACCUGGUGAAGGUUCAAUUUGCAGUCACUAGUCACCUCUGCAGGGUUAAAGGGCCUAUUAGGAUGGUCCACAUGAGGAGGCUAUUGGAUCCAAUAGGAUUCCACACAGGAGGGUUUGGAGGGUUUUAAUGUUGGCUCUGCUGGUGAUCUUGUUGACACCCUAGUGGAAAAUUGGAAUAAUGAACUCACUAGGGUGGUAGACCCGAUCACUCCUAAGCAUCCUCUCGGACCUGCUUCUAAAUUAGCUCCAUGGUAUACAGAAGAACUACAGGAGCUGAAGCGGCUAGGUAGACUACUAGAGUGCAAAUGAAGAAGGACUCAACUCUAAUCUGACAGAUUGCAGCCCAGAGCAUAUUGAAGACCUAUGCUCUGGCAGUACAUGCGGCAAAGAAGCAAUUCUUUGCUGCACAUAGUGUCCGAAGGUUCGUGUUCAGUGGAAUUGUUGAGGGUGGUGAGCAGACUUAUAUAGUCCCUUUCUGCUCCAGCUUUGGAGACAUCAGUCAGCCACUCUUAAGCUUUUAAUUAGUUAUUUGUGGACAAAAUCUCUUGUAUUUGAGCCGACUUGGAUUCCAUUGUUGGUGCAGCGUAUUUUGCAGAGGUAUCCAGUAAAUCCUCUUGUUUGGCUAAACUGAAUUAAUUUUAGUUUGACUCCUGAGGAUGUGAACAAACUGCUUGGAACUUUGCGUCCUGCCACCUGUUCUCUUGACCCUUGUCCAACAUGGCUUAUUAUCAAGCAGGGAGAUUGUUGGAGAGGGCUGGUUGAGAUCAGAAAUGAGGAAAGGUAGGAUGCCUCCUUGUUUAAAGGUGGCAAUUAUUAGACCUCUUUUAAUGAAGCCUACACUUGAUCCCCCAGAGUUAGACAAUUAUAGGCCUAUCUCCAAUCUGCUGUGGUUGGCCAAGGUGGUGGCCUCUCAACUCCAGGCAGUCUUUGAUGAAACAGAUUAUCUAGACCCAUUUCAAACUGGAUUUCAGGCAGGUUAUGGAGUGGAGUCUGCCUUGGUUGGCCUGAUGGAUGAUCUCCCAAGUGAAACUGAUGGAGUGUGACUCUGUUGGUCCUUUUUGGAUCUCUUGCAGCUUUUGAUUCCAUUGACCAUGGUAUCCUUCUGGAUUGCCUGGAGAGACUGGGCUUAAGGGGCACUGCUUUGCAGUGGUUCCACUCUUACUUGGAGAUUGUUGCUCUAUGAAGUGAGAGUUUUUGUAUGGUGUCCCUCAGGGCUCCAUCUUGCAUCUCCAAUGCUUUUUAACAUCUACAUGAAAUUGCUGGGAUCAGUCAUCAGGGGAUUUGAUGCAGGAUGUUAUCAGUAUGUUCAUGAUAUCCACAUAUAUUUCUCCAUGUCGGCUUCAGAAGGCAAUGGCAUAACUUCCCUAAAUGCCUGCCUUGAGGCAGUAAUGGGCCGGAUGAGGGAUAACAAAUUGAGACUGAACCCAAACAAGAUGGAGGUGCUCAUUGUAGGAAGCUGCAGUUCAGGAAAUGGGAUAGAUCUGCCAGUUGUGGAUGGUGUUUCACUUCCCCAGAAGGAACAGGUUCGCAGUUUGGAAGUACUUAUGGACCCAACACUUUCUUUGAUACCUCAGGUGGAGGCAGUGGCCAGGAGCACUGUUCCCUCUAAGGCAUGUGCAUGUGGGUGUGCUCACAAGUUUUUGGAUGUCCUCUCAGUUCAUUUUAGAUCCCACUCAGGUUGAAUCAGGAAGGCCCCAUUCUGAAUGCAGGUCCGCACACACACUGCCUUGAUACUGCUGCCCAGAACAAAACACAUUCCGCACAAAGAUGGGAAAGAUUAGAGGGAUCACUGGCCAGAAGUGCUUUCUAUCAGCUUCAGCUGAUUCACCAACUGCAUCCUUUCCUGGAAGUGAGUGACCUUAAGACAGUGCUGCACAUUCUGGUAACCUCCAGGUUUGACUAUUGCAAUGUACUCUACAUGGGGCUGCAUUUGUACAUAGUCCAGAAACUGCAAUUGGUGCAAAAUGCUGCUGCCAGAUUGGUCUCCAGGACAUCCCAAAGAGACCAUAUCAAUCUUUUAAAAAUAACUACAGUGGCUACCAAUAGGUUUCUGGGCAAAACACAGAGUGCUGGUUAUUCUCUUUAAAGGCCUUAAUGGCUCGGGCCCAGGGUAUUUAAGAGAAGCCUUCUUCAUUAGGAACCCUGCUGCCUAUUAAGAUCUUCAGAGGAGGUUCAUCUGAGGCUGCCGCCAGCUCCUCUGGUAACGACUCAAAGGAGCCUUCUCUGUAGUUGCCCCAGAGCUGUGGAAUGCACUUCCUGCUGAGAUUAGAGCUGAUCCAUCCCUGUCGGGUUUUAGGAAAAGGACAUUAAAGACAUCUUUUCAGCCCAUUUUUUUUAGCUAUUUGGUAUUUUUAUGAGUAUUUUAAUUGGAUAUUUUUAUGUUAAUUAUUAAAAUUUAUUGGUUUGUUCUGUUGUUGUAAACCGCCUAGAGACUUUGGUAAUGGGUGGUAUACAAAUAUGUUAAAUAAAUAAAUUGAACCUC
Molecule: messenger RNA, 4939 nt
Organism: Hemicordylus capensis (graceful crag lizard)
Lineage: Eukaryota; Metazoa; Chordata; Lepidosauria; Squamata; Cordylidae
Product: zinc finger protein 586-like
Exons: 6
Coding region: 287-2020 (577 amino acids)
Biological process (GO): regulation of transcription by RNA polymerase II
Molecular function (GO): RNA polymerase II cis-regulatory region sequence-specific DNA binding; DNA-binding transcription factor activity
Source: RefSeq, a predicted model, not a curated record